Molecule: messenger RNA, 330 nt
Organism: Sphenostylis stenocarpa
Lineage: Eukaryota; Viridiplantae; Streptophyta; Magnoliopsida; Fabales; Fabaceae
Source: the annotation of a GenBank genome assembly
AUGGCGAGGGAGACAGAACUGCUCAGAAGAAAGAGAGGAUAUAACGUGGGCGCCAAGUUUUCCGUGGGAAAUAAACAAUGCGAAUCCCGCCGUACACGUGUUACAAGAAGCGGUUUCAUAACCUUUGUCGGGAGCAAAACCUUGAAGCGGUGGUUGUCGUGUAGUCCAGAGAGUGUUAAAAAGAAAAGAAGAAACGUGGUAAUGAUGAGGAGAGGGGGGCAUUGGGAGUUUGGAGAAAUGGAUGAAAUGAGAAAAGGCAAGUCAACGAAAAUAUACGAUCCUCACACUGCAGCAUUAACUGUAGUAGAUUAUGAUCCUAUGUACGCUUAA